AUGCUGUGGAGACUGUACAAGACUGAACCUGGUAGGGGUCACAUACUAUCAUUCUGGUGUCUCUCACUCAACUCACAGCUUCUUCAGGAAUGCGAAUGGCCUGCGGUGAAGAGAAUCGCCAAGACUGCGGACGGUACCGCGCGAACUUUAUCACCGCUUGUCGGAACAGUAGAUGUACCUGAAGAGCAGGGAUUAUCUUCCGGAGAGACAAGUCAUCCAGGAUGUUCUGUUCCCCGGCCCAGCCCUGAUAGCAUUUCGACCUCGACUUUGCAUCCAGGCUGGUCUCAUACUCGAGCCGAUGAUGCACCUCAAGAUUUGUUCGGAGGCAAUCUCUUCCCUCCUCAGUUCAAUCCCAUCGACGAUGUGAGUGACAAGGUCCUUCUUAGAAACCGCAUCAUGCUGAGACUGACAUCGCAGGCCAUCUUACAACUCUGGGCCGAGACUUGUGCCCCUUUCCUUUCUGACGACGCUAGUGAAGCUGUCUCCAGCGGCCGUCGGCCAUCAUCUCUUCCCUUGCCCGCUACAAUAACUAUGUCUAAGAGUGUGCCUGACUCCAGCGAUACAAUCUCAUCGAUGCCAGGCGACUCCUCCAGCACAUUACCGGAUGGCACCACUCAAGCCCAGAUCCUACAAUACUUCCGCGAUCGACUGGCCAGUCUUCUAUCAUAUGACCAGACCCUUUUCCCGAACGCUUUCCACGCCUUUAACGCUACGGCCUCUGCUAACAUCGGAAAUUCUGCUGGAAGAGCUCUGCAUUAUGGCAUCCUAGCUCUAGCAUCGAGACACAUGUUCAACAAGGGUCAACUAUGCUACGAGCGAAUUAGUGAACAACUUGGUGUCGAGGGCUCGGCAAUUAUCCUGCAGAGAUUAAAGGAUAUACCCAAGGUCGAAGAAAUCACUGAAGAAGAGUCGAUCACUCUCCUCGCUGGGCUACUCAUGUUUGUCAUGUACAAAAUCUGCCGAGGCGAUGUUUGGGGUUUCGAAAGUUACUUCACGCAGCUGAAGCGGCUGUGCGCGGCAAUCUUCACCCUUGCACAAGCGCCGAAAGGCUUGAGUAACACCAAAUUCUCUUUCUUAGAAAACGUCAUAUAUCAUGAUUCUUAUGGCUGCUCGUUGUACGCCCAGGGUCCCGCGAUUGACCCUGAAGUCUCGACGGCAUAUGCGAAUACACAAAGAGGAAUCCCACACUCUCUGACUGGAUUGGCUCUUCCAUUAUACUGCAUCCUGCCGCGUAUCGCGAAACUGGUUAACCAGAGCUGGGCUCAACGUAAUGCCAUAUGGACUGAUCAGGAACUGGCCGAAAUUGUCAGCAAGGCAGAAAAUCUCGAGGCAACUCUUGAGAAGGAGAGAAUUUGGCUGGAGAAUUUCGUCCGAGACCGACCGGACAUGGCCAGUCAUCGAUAUUUCCACGACGGAUUUCGCAUAGCCUGCCUUCUACAAAUCAAGUGUUUUGUCCUUUGUCUGUCACCCGACGCUCUUUCUGUGCGUUUGUUGGUCCGCAAUGCGCUUUCAUUGCUCGAGACAAUGGAGGUCUUGAAUCUGCCCGGCUUUGUAUCAUCUCAUUGGAUCAUCUUCACUGUGUCAAUCUGCUCGACAUCAUCCAAUGAUAAUCACCCAGACAAUAUUCACACUGGGCGCGGCGGGUCAAGCGAAUCGAAUGUUAGUGACAGAGAGAGAGCUAGCAAGCUUUAUGCGACUGCUAUUGACAAGCUGGCAUUUCUGAACAUGUCUCGAUCGAGACAGAUUGUGCAGAAGCUUUGGGACCAGAACCAAGGUGGACGCCUUUCCAUCCAUUGGCUCAGUAUAUUGGCAGACUUUGACUGGGAGAUAAUCUUUGCCUGA
Trichoderma breve is the source of this 1842-nucleotide messenger RNA. RefSeq names its product fungal specific transcription factor domain-containing protein. Lineage: Eukaryota; Fungi; Ascomycota; Sordariomycetes; Hypocreales; Hypocreaceae. The coding region runs from base 1 to 1842 and encodes 613 amino acids. The transcript has 6 exons. The record is from RefSeq and is a predicted model, not a curated record.